Messenger RNA from Carya illinoinensis, 830 nucleotides. RefSeq names its product auxin-responsive protein SAUR71-like. NCBI's taxonomy places the organism in Eukaryota, Viridiplantae, Streptophyta, Magnoliopsida, Fagales, Juglandaceae. Gene Ontology annotation, biological process: response to auxin. The transcript has a single exon. The coding region runs from base 119 to 529 and encodes 136 amino acids. The record is from RefSeq and is a predicted model, not a curated record.
CCCCUUCUCUUCACACCCACCACGCUCUCUCAUCUCCCACUUUCCUCUUCCUUUCUUCGUUUUCUUCUCUUUCUGACUGUUUGGCAGCCGCUGCUCCAUCUUCUUCUUCUUCGUAAACAUGAAGCAGCUUAUUCGCCGCCUCUCCCGUGUCGCCGACUCGUCUCAGUACUGCCUGCUCCGGUCGAACUCUGAUCAGGGCCGCCAGCCUCGCCGGGUGGAGUCCUUCCGGGCCAAGCUGCGCCGCUCGUCUUCCAAUUCUCCCGUGGUCCCCCAGGGCCACGUGCCGGUCUACGUGGGCGACGAGAUGGAGCGUUUUGUGGUUUCCGCGGAGCUCCUCAACCACCCUGUUUUCGUCAAGCUGCUCAACAAGUCGGCUCAGGAGUACGGCUACGAGCAGAAGGGCGUGCUCCGCAUCCCCUGUCACGUCCUCGUCUUCGAGCGCGUCCUCGAGGCCCUCCGCCUCGGCCACGACCACUCGCGUGAUCUCCACGACCUCCUCAGUUCCUUGUCCUCUGACGACUUCUUCUGAGGAUUUCCCCCUUCUAUUUUUGCUUCCUUUUGUUCCUUUUAACAUUUCUUAGAUUGUCAGUAGAAGAGAGAAAAGAGACAGACCUCUAAAAUGGUGAUUUACGGAGAUCUUUUUUUUUUUUUUUGUAAAUAUAUUUUGAGAUCUUCGUCGUCCUCCUCAUCAGAUACAAAAAAAGAGAUGCAGACAAUUAGGGUUUUGUUUCUUGUUGUUUGGUUGUACAGAAGGGAAAAUGAAUCAUCUGUAGUAGGAUUACUACUCUAUUUUACUGAAACGACAAUGCAGUACUACUUGUUGUUUUUAA